This is a messenger RNA of Cyprinodon variegatus (sheepshead minnow), 3990 nucleotides long. RefSeq names its product receptor-type tyrosine-protein phosphatase T-like (gene ptprt). The coding region runs from base 619 to 3684 and encodes 1021 amino acids. NCBI's taxonomy places the organism in Eukaryota, Metazoa, Chordata, Actinopteri, Cyprinodontiformes, Cyprinodontidae. Gene Ontology annotation, molecular function: protein tyrosine phosphatase activity; protein binding. The transcript is spliced from 30 exons. The record is from RefSeq and is a predicted model, not a curated record. Gene Ontology annotation, biological process: protein dephosphorylation.
CAUUUUCCAGCCCCACCGACUCCCAUCGCUCCCCCAGAGCUCCUUGCUGUUGGCGCCACCUACCUAUGGAUCAAACCCAACGCCAACAGCAUCAUUGGAGAUGGUCCUAUCAUCCUAAAGGAGGUGGAGUACCGCACCACUACCGGAAACUGGGCAGAGACUCAUGUGGUUGACGCCCCGACGUAUAAGUUAUGGCAUCUGGACCCAGAUGUGGAGUAUGAGAUCAAGGUCCUGCUGUCCAGGCCAGGAGAAGGAGGAACGGGGCCGCCGGGGCCUCCUCUGAUUACCAGAACCAAAUGUGCAGAUCCCGUCCAUGGGCCCCAAAACGUCAACGUGGUGGAUGUCCGCGCCCGCCAGCUGACCGUCCAGUGGGAGACGUUUGGCUAUGCCGUGACACGGUGCCACAGCUACAAUCUGACGGUUCAGUACCAGUACGUGUUCAACCAACAAGAGUUUGCAGCAGAGGAGUUGAUCCAGACGUCGUCUCAUUACACGCUGAGGGGACUCAGGCCCUUUGUCACAGUCAGGCUGCGCCUCGUUCUGGCCAACCCUGAGGGAAGCAAGGAGAGCGAGGAGAUAGUCAAGCAGACAGAGGAGGAUGUACCUGGCUCAGUGCCCAUGGAAUCGCUGCAGAAUACUCCAUAUGAAGAGAAGAUCUUCAUGCAGUGGAAAGCUCCCAACGAGACAAACGGUGUUAUCACUCUCUAUGAGAUCACCUACAAGGCCCUGAGUUCCCUGGAUCCCAGCGCCGACCUGACCACCCAGAGGGGACGAGUUUUCAAGCUGAGGAACGAGACCCAUCACCUGUUCGUCAGCCUCUACCCUGGAACCACCUACUUCUUCACCCUGAAGGCGUCCACCAACAAGGGCUUCGGGCCGCCGGUCACCACCCGCAUAACCACCAAGAUAGCAGCUCCCAUGAUGCCUGAGUAUGAAUCAGAAAGCGCGCUCAAUGAGACGGAGACGACGAUCACCAUCCUGCUGAAGCCAGCCCAGUCCAGAGGAGCUCCCAUCAGCUCCUACCAGCUUGUUGUGAAGGAGGAGAGAAAGUCUAAAAGCCGCCGUGCCGCCUCUGAAGCUCCGGAGUGUUUUUCUGCCAUUUUCAGCUUCAGGAACGCCUCCGUCCUGAACUCUGCGUACUACAUGGCUGCUGAUCUGCCGCCAUCCAGCCUCACGGUUGUGCAGCCAUUCACGGUUGGGGACAACAAGAGCUACGGAGGCUUCUUGAACCCUCCGCUCUCACCUGCCAAGAGCUACAGCAUCUACUUCCAGGCAAUGAGCAGGGCCAACGGGGAAACCAAAAUAAACUGCGUCCGUCUGGCUCGCAAAGUGGUAAUAGGUAGGGGACAAAUAACAACGCCGUACAUUCUAGUCAUCCCCAGCGAAGGUGCCUCCACCCAGGAUUCAGACGCCAUGGAGCCGGAGAAGCAGGUGGACGGCACAGUAAAGAUGGCAGGCGUGAUCGCUGGGAUCCUCAUGUUCAUCAUCAUCCUCCUCGGAGUCAUCCUCACCUUCAAGCGCAGAGAGAUUCACACAUGGAGAACUCUGAGCGUGGGGAAGUUGGCCAAAAAGCAGAAGGAAACUGCGAGUAGCUCCACCCAGCAGAGGGAGAUGGGUCCGGUCACCACUGCUGAUAAGAGCACCACCAAAGUGAGCACCCUGCACAAAGACGACCCUUUCUCCACCUCCAGCCCGGACCUUAAUGGCUUCACCUCCCCCUCCCCCUGCUCCUUCUCUGUGCAGGGAAGCAAGACGCUGCAGAGCAAAUCCUUGCUGAAUUCCUACUACUCAGUGUCCAAAGAACCGGUUCCAGCCACAACUUCAAUAGAUGGUAGCCAGCCGUCUCUCGCCCAGCCAUCCCUGACAAUGCCGAGUUUUCCUUACGGAGGCUGUGAGUCGGUGGAGCUCUCCUACCAGAGCGGUCAGUUCCAGGCCGGCCAGUUUCAGCCAGCUAUUCGAGUGGCAGAUCUCCUCCAGCACAUCACACAGAUGAAAUGUGGGCAGGGAUACGGUUUUAAAGAGGAAUAUGAGGCCCUGGCAGAGGGACAGACGGCGCCGUGGGAGACAGCCAAGAAGGACGAGAAUCGCAACAAGAACCGAUAUGGCAACAUCAUCGCAUAUCCCACAGACGAUCACACCAGAGUCCGACUGCAGCUGCUGGACGGAGACCCUCACUCCGACUACAUUAACGCCAACUAUAUAGAUGGCUAUCACAGACCCAGACAUUACAUCGCAACACAAGGACCCAUGCAGGAGACGGUGAGGGAUUUCUGGAGGAUGGUUUGGCAGGAAAACUCAGCCUCUAUCGUCAUGGUAACAAAUCUGGUGGAGGUGGGAAGGGUGAAGUGUGUUCGUUACUGGCCCGAUGAGACGGAGGUGUACGGAGACAUCAAGGUGACCCUGAUAGAAACCGAGCCCCUGGCUGAAUAUGUCAUCCGGACAUUUACCGUCCAAAAGAAGGGCCAUCAUGAGAUCCGCGAACUUCGUCAGUUCCACUUCACCAGCUGGCCGGAUCAUGGCGUCCCCUGUUACGCCACAGGACUGCUGGGGUUCAUACGGCAGGUCAAGUUCCUCAAUCCGCCGGACGCCGGACCCAUAGCCGUGCACUGCAGCGCUGGUGCGGGGAGGACGGGCUGUUUCAUCGCCGUGGACAUCAUGCUGGACAUGGCAGAAAAUGAAGGAGUGGUGGACAUUUUCAACUGCAUCCGCGAGCUGAGGUCCCAACGGGUCAACAUGGUCCAGACAGAGGAGCAGUAUGUGUUCGUUCACGAUGCCAUCUUGGAAGCGUGCCUGUGUGGGAACACGGCGAUCCCAGUGUGCGAAUUCAGAGCGGUUUACUACAACAUCAGCAGACUGGAUCCCCAGACCAACUCCAGCCAGAUUAAAGAUGAGUUCCAGACGCUGAACAUAGUGACCCCUAGAGUUCGCCCAGAGGACUGCAGUGUGGGUUUACUCCCCCGAAAUCAUGAUAAGAAUCGCAGUAUGGACGUUCUGUCUGCCGAUCGAUGCCUGCCUUUUCUCAUAUCUGUGGACGGAGAGAGCUCCAACUACAUCAAUGCUGCUUUAAUGGACAGCCACAAACAGCCCGCGGCCUUCAUCGUUACCCAGCAUCCUUUGCCAAACACCAUGGGGGACUUCUGGAGGCUGGUGUUUGACUACAACUGCUCCUCCAUCGUCAUGCUUAACGAGAUGGAUGCAGCGCAGUUAUGCAUGCAGUACUGGCCGGAGAAGAACUCGUGCUGUUACGGUCCGAUCCAGGUGGAGUUCAUAUCAGCAGACAUAGACGAAGACAUCAUCAACCGGAUCUUCAGGAUCUGCAACAUGGCUCGGCCACAGGAUGGUUACCGCCUAGUUCAGCACUUCCAGUUCAUUGGCUGGCCCGCCUACAGGGACACGCCCCUUUCCAAGCGCUCCAUCCUCCAGCUGGUGAGGAGGUUGGCCAAGUGGCAGGAGCAGUACGACGGAGGCGACGGGAGGACGGUGGUCCACUGCCUCACUGGAGGAGGGCGUUCUGGAACAUUUUGCGCCAUCUGUAGCAUCAACGAGAUGAUCCAGCAGCAGAACAUUGUGGAUGUUUUCCACACAGUCAAGACCCUGAGGAACAACAAGACCAACAUGGUGGAAACAAUGGAACAAUACAAGUUCUGCUAUGAAGUGGCUCUGGAGGCCUUGAACUCCUUCUGAUGUGACGGCGGCUCCAACUGUCCCUCCUGCUGACGCCGCCCCUCUUCCUCAAAGCAACGCUGACACACACAGGAGAGCGAGACGGCUUUGUGUGGAGCUGAGCUCCGUCCCAGAGUGGGUGGGUGCGUGUGUGGGUGGGUGGGGUGUGUGUCUUUUGGUAGACCUGUGACCCGAACUGUGCUGGGGAAAAAAAAAGGACGCCAACAUACAGACUCAUUGUUUUGUGUGCAUUUGCUUCAGCAAAACCAACGGACUUUACAUGCUUGUACAAAGAGAAAUUAUGGUUAAAAAAGUUAAUAAGAUGUU